UUUAACCUCAGACGACAGUUUACUGUUUCUCUCUUUGCCGAAUCCCUGGAUGGAUUCAGCUUGAUUGAUUGUAAUGAGUUCGGGGAGCUCAAACAUGGCUGGAGGUGCACUGGGGACGGCCUUCUCUUUCCUGCUCCUCGCCUCUAUUAUACAAGGGUACCAGGAUGUUGAGCUGUUCCAUGAUGAAACGGUGGAAGCAGUAGUGGGCCAGAACAUUAGCCUACACUGUAUUGUAAAAGACAUCACCAAUCUCCAGAUUGUCAAUAUUGAAUGGAGUAAGAGAGGAAAUGAAAUAGAAAAGCUGGCUCUGUACACACCACGUCAUGGAGUCCAUCGAUUUAGGCCUGAUGUUAACAUCCAAAUGGUGAACAAUGAUGCAAACAAAUUAAUGGGCUCCUAUCUACAGCUUCAUAGCUUGAAGAGUUGGAACAGUAGCAUCUAUAUUUGUGAUGUUACAACUUUUCCUUUUGGCUCCACCAGGGUUGAAACAGAGCUAAAGAUCAAAGAUGUUUUCAGAAUAACAUGUGAUGUGAAUAGCACUGUUGAAGUCCAGUCUGGAGAAAAUGUGACCAUUCAAUGCACAGCGCUCCGUAAUGUACAGUACAGGUGGACCAAGAACGAGGAGCUGGUGUCGCAGAAUGAAUCUUUGCAGCUCUGGUGGGUGACAGAUGCUCACGCAGGGGUUUACACACUGACUGCCAGCAGAGGAAACGAAACUCUGCAUUUAGAGUUUAUCAUCACAAUCCAAGCAACAACCACAAGCUCAAAGAGAGAUCUUGUGACAGUGUCACCACAGUUUAAUGUAUCUGAAAGUUUGAACAAAUCAGCAGACAGCAGCCUUACCACAUCACAGAGUGCUGAGAUUUCAACCACUUGGACCAUGGGUGCAGGUACUGGUGUAACAGAUAAUAAUCCCAAACCCAGCAAUGUUACUAUCACAGCGAGUGUCACAUCAUCCUCUGCUACACAAACUGACCCCUAUAACUUCUACAACUCGACAACGAGGAAUGACAUAAGGACAGAGGAGUCCAGCACCGCGGGAAACAGUACAGCAAACUCUACAUCAUCUGGUGCAACCUCAACUCUGAGCGCUGGAAAAACAACAGACGCCAUUGGGGAUAAUGAUACUGCACGAAGUCAUCUGGUCUGUGUGUUCAUCAUCGUUCCAGUUCUGGUAUUGAUCGCUGUGGCUGGCAUUCACUGGAGGAGACAAAUUAUAAAGCAGAGGAUGGAUGAACCGCCUUCAUUUAAACCUCCUCCUCCGCCAGUCAAGUAUACAGCUGCAAAACAACGGGACAAUUACCCCAUCUCAAGGUGUAACUCAGGAACAGAACUUGAAAUGAAGCAUCAGUUAAAUGAUGUAUAAUGUAAGCUGUGUCCUGUCUUGGUUACAUGCACAUGCAUCUACUUUCAGUUGUGGUCGUUUUCAAACUGUGGUGACAGCAUUCUCAAGCAAUUCUGCAAAUGCAGGCUGUGUGUUUAUCUGGCUUGGGUUGGGUAGAUUCUUUGCUAUUGUGUAUAAAACUUUUCAGGGUUUGGUUUUACUCUUACAGAAGCUAAGUAUUUUGAGAUGUUUUUGUUUUUGUUUUUUUGUUUUUUCUAGGGAUUUCUUGUAUAUUGAAUGUAUGACAAUUCACAACAAAGUUUCUAAUAUUUGAAAAUAAAAACUGGUUUAAUU
Thunnus maccoyii (southern bluefin tuna) is the source of this 1678-nucleotide messenger RNA. RefSeq lists its product as uncharacterized. Lineage: Eukaryota; Metazoa; Chordata; Actinopteri; Scombriformes; Scombridae. Gene Ontology annotation, biological process: cell-matrix adhesion; inflammatory response. Bases 74 to 1366 code for a protein of 430 amino acids. The record is from RefSeq and is a predicted model, not a curated record. The transcript is spliced from 7 exons.